This is a messenger RNA of Bombina bombina (fire-bellied toad), 5139 nucleotides long. RefSeq names its product ATP binding cassette subfamily C member 3 (gene ABCC3). Gene Ontology annotation, cellular component: membrane. Bases 302 to 4906 code for a protein of 1534 amino acids. Gene Ontology annotation, biological process: transmembrane transport. Lineage: Eukaryota; Metazoa; Chordata; Amphibia; Anura; Bombinatoridae. The record is from RefSeq and is a predicted model, not a curated record. The transcript has 31 exons. Gene Ontology annotation, molecular function: ATP binding; ATP hydrolysis activity; ABC-type transporter activity.
UUAGGGAAGGGGUGGGUCUGUAUAAACCAGGAAAUGCAAUUAUAAAUUACAACCAAUUCACUCGUAUACAACACAGAAAAGCACAGAGCAAGCUGCCUUUUCAGUCUGGUGGUUUUCAACGGCCAUGCAAAAGAAAAAUACACUCACUCCCUUAAAGAGAAUUCAAUGUAUUUACUGAAGCAAAUUUCUUCCUAGGCUUGUUACAGGCAGGAAGUCACGGAAAAGAGGUAUAUUCAGAAAGCUAGUUUAAGAACUGCUGUCUUUUGCAAAGAAGUAACAAGACAUUUUUUUUACAUAAAACAUGGAUCUAUUCUGUGGGACAUCUGGGCAGCUGGGAUCCAAAUUCUGGGAUUCCAAUAUUACUUUAUACACGAAUAAUCCAGAUUUAACGCCAUGCUUCCAAAAUACGGUGCUUGCCUGGUUCCCAUGCAUCUACCUCUGGGUUGCAUUACCCUUUUAUGUACUUUAUUUAAAAUACAACAAAAGAGGAUAUAUUGUGCUGUCUAUACUAAGCAAGAUUAAAACGUUUUUUGGUGUACUUCUUUGGAUUGUAUGUUGGGCAGAUUUAUUUUACUCUUUCCAUGCGCUAGUGCAGAAUGAGAGCCCACCACCUGUUUACUUUGUCACUCCUCUGAUACUUGGGAUUACAAUGGUGAUGGCAACGAUACUUAUUCAAUACGAGAGACUGAAAGGAGUCCAGUCCUCAGGCGUGCUCACCAUUUUCUGGUUCCUAUUAAUUCUGUGUGCAAUAAUCCCAUUCCGUUCCAAGAUUAUAGUCUCCACACAGGAGGGUAAGGUUGGAGAUAAAUUCAGAUUUACAACAUUUUACAUUUAUUUUGCUCUCAUUGUGGUGGAAUUCCUCCUCUCCUGUUUCAAAGAAGCACGUCCAUUUUUCUCUCCUGUUAACGAAGAACGUAAUCCGUGCCCAGAAUCAGAUGCUAGCUUUCUUUCAAGAUUAACAUUUUGGUGGUUUACAGACAUGGCUAUUCUUGGUUACAAAAGGCCACUUGAAGACAAGGACCUGUGGGCACUAAACAACGAUGACACAUCAAAGGUGGCUGUGUCUAAGCUAAUCAAAGAGUGGGAGAAAGAAAAAAACAAAAAGCAGCAACAGAAUAGCCAAGUGCAAUUCAAUAAACAAUCCGAAGAUACGCAAAAUCAUAUCGAUGAAAAGCCUAACGAAUCAGAAGUUUUAAUUGUCAAUAACAAAAAGCAUAAAAACCCCUCCUUCUUAAAAGUGUUGUUGACUGCGUUUGGCCCAUACUUUUUAAUUGGAUCUUUAUACAAACUUUUCCAGGAUCUGCUAUCUUUUGUUAAUCCUCAGUUAUUAAGCAUAUUGAUUACAUUUAUAAAGGAUAAAAAUGCACCUGCCUGGUGGGGAUUUUCCAUCGCUGCCUUGAUGUUCAUCUCUUCUUUGGCGCAAACAUUAAUCCUCCAUCAGCAUUUUCAGUACUGUUUUGUUACUGGGAUGAGAUUAAGAAGUGCAAUCACUGGUAUUAUUUACAGAAAGUCUUUAGUAAUCACAAACUCAGCAAAACGUUCUUCCACUGUUGGGGAAGUUGUUAAUCUAAUGUCAGUUGAUGCUCAGCGAUUUCAGGACUUGACGACCUUCCUCAAUAUGUUGUGGUCUGCACCUCUACAGAUAUUCCUAGCUCUCUAUUUUCUCUGGCAGACUCUGGAUGCUUCUGUCCUGGCCGGUGUUGCUGUUAUGGUUCUGCUGAUCCCCAUUAAUGCAUUUAUUGCCAUGAAAACAAGGGCAUUUCAAGUUGAGCAAAUGCAGUAUAAAGAUUCAAGAAUAAAAUUGAUGAAUGAGAUCCUAAAUGGUAUUAAAGUCCUAAAACUAUAUGCUUGGGAACCAUCAUUUGCUGAAAAAGUACUGGAAAUCCGCAAUAAAGAGUUAAAUGUUCUGAAAAAAGCUGCUUACCUUAAUGCUUUAUCCACAUUCGCCUGGACCAGUGCGCCAUUUUUGGUUGCUUUGACAACAUUUGCUGUUUAUGUCUCAGUUGAUGAAAAAAAUAUCCUUGAUGCAGAGAAAGCAUUUGUAUCUCUCUCUUUAUUUAAUAUUUUAAGAUUCCCUCUGAACAUGCUGCCUCAGGUUAUAAGCAAUCUCGCCCAGGCCAGUGUUUCUAUUAAGAGAAUCCAGAAUUUCUUGGCUAACGAUGAACUGGACCCAAAUGCUGUGAAUAAAGAUAAAACAAUACCUGGUAACGCCAUUACAGUACGGAAUGGGAUUUUCAGCUGGGCGAAGAAUGAUGAGGCUAUUCUACAAAAUAUAAACCUAUUGGUCCCAACUGGUUCACUGGUGGCCAUUGUUGGCCACGUUGGAUGUGGGAAGUCUUCCCUGGUGUCAGCUCUUCUUGGAGAAAUGGAAAAGAUAGAAGGAGAUGUCUCCAUUAGGGGUUCUCUUGCGUAUGUACCUCAACAAGCUUGGAUCCAAAAUUCCACCCUCAAGGAUAAUAUUCUGUUUGGUCGUCCUGACGUUGAAAAAAAUUAUAAGAAAGUUUUAGAAGCAUGUGCAUUACUUACUGAUUUGGAAGUUCUUCCUGGAGGAGAUCAAACUGAAAUAGGAGAGAAGGGUAUCAAUCUCUCUGGUGGACAGAAACAGAGGGUGAGCCUUGCACGUGCUGUGUUCAGUAAUUCUGACGUUUACCUACUGGAUGACCCAUUGUCUGCUGUGGACGCUCAUGUUGCAAAACACAUUUUUGACAAUGUCAUUGGCCCAGAUGGUUUGCUUAGAGGAAAAACAAGAAUUUUGGUCACUCACGGCAUCAGUUUUCUGCCACAAGUCGAUCACAUUGUCGUUAUGGUGGAUGGUAAAGUUACAGAAAUGGGAUCUUAUCAAGAGCUUUUGAACCAAAACGGUGCUUUUUCUGAAUUUCUGCGGAAUUAUGCAUUUGAUGAGAAUAUAGAAGAAGAACAAUUAACAAUAUUAGAUGAAGAAGAAGUAUUAUUAGCAGAGGAAACACUAAGUAACAUCACAGAUCUCACAGAUAAUGAACCUGUUGCCCAUGAAGCUCGCAAGAAAUUCAUCAGACAAAUUAGCGUCCUGUCAGAUGGAGAACCUUCCCGAGUUAUGUCAACAAAAAGAAAGUUUUGCGAACGAAGAAUGUCUGAAACUGCACAGGCCAAAAAGCCACCGGUUGACAAGUUAAUCCAGACUGAAACCACAGAAACAGGAAGGGUGAAAAUGACUGUGUUCUGGCAAUAUAUAAGGGCAGUUGGUAUAGCAGUUUCUUUAUUCAUAUGCUUUCUGUACUGCUGUCAAAAUGCCUCUGCAAUUGGAGCAAACGUGUGGCUUAGUGACUGGACUAAUGAGACGAUUAUAAAUGGUACCCAGCAAAAUACACAAAUGCGUUUAGGUGUAUACGCCGCCCUCGGACUGCUGCAAGGUGUUUUUGUAAUGGUUUCCUCCUUUACACUCGCAAUUGCUGGAAUUGGAGCAGCUAGAAAACUUCACACGACUCUUCUUGACAACAAGCUGCAUACGCCUCAGUCUUUCUAUGACACAACCCCUAUUGGCCGCAUCAUUAAUCGUUUUUCCAAGGAUAUUUACGUGAUUGAUGAAGUGAUACCUCCUACUAUCCUAAUGUUUUUGUCAACUUUUUUCACAUCUCUGUCAACAAUGAUUGUGAUUAUCAGCAGUACCCCACUCUUUGCUGUGGUUAUAAUACCACUUGCUUUUGCGUAUGUAUUUGUUCAGAGAUUCUAUGUGGCAACCUCUCGACAACUGAAGCGACUUGAAUCUGUCAGCAGAUCUCCAAUAUAUUCACAUUUUUCAGAAACAAUCACAGGUGCCAGCAUUAUAAGAGCUUAUGGAAGACAAAGCGCCUUUAUUCUGACAAGCGAUAAUAAAGUAGAUGAAAAUCAGAAAAGUUAUUAUCCAGGAAUUGUGUCAAACCGUUGGCUUGGCAUUCGUGUUGAGUUUGUGGGAAAUUGUGUUGUCCUAUUUGCAGCUCUUUUUGCUGUGAUUGGUCGAGAGAGCCUCACCGCUGGUCUAGUUGGCCUUUCAGUUUCAUACGCUCUGCAGGUAACAAUGUCCUUAAACUGGAUGGUGCGAAUGACUUCAGAUCUGGAAACAAACAUUGUCGCAGUUGAGCGAGUGAAGGAAUAUUCGGAGACAGAAACUGAGGCUCCUUGGACCAUUGAAGAUAAACAACCACCAAAGGAUUGGCCAAGUAAAGGAGAAGUUGAAUUAGCAAAUUAUUCAGUCCGAUACAGAGCUGGGUUGGAUCUAGUGCUGAAGAACCUAAAUCUCAGAGUAAAGGGUGGAGAGAAGGUGGGAAUCGUUGGAAGAACAGGAGCUGGGAAAUCGUCGAUGACCUUGUGCCUUUUUAGAAUAAUAGAAGCUGCAGAAGGAGUAAUCACAAUAGAUGGAAUAAACAUUUCCGAGAUUGGUUUACACGACCUCCGAUCCAUGCUUACUAUAAUUCCUCAGGACCCAGUACUUUUCUCUGGAACGUUGAGAAUGAACCUUGACCCUUUUGGAAAGUACACAGAAGACGAUAUCUGGAAAGCCCUGGAGCUGUCUAACUUGAAAAAAUUUGUUGCCAGUCAAUCGAAUAAACUUGAAUAUGAAUGUGCUGAAGGAGGAGAAAACUUAAGUGUUGGACAAAGACAACUUGUUUGUCUAGCAAGAGCUCUUCUCCGCAAGACUCGAAUUCUCAUUUUGGACGAAGCUACUGCCGCUAUUGACCUUGAAACUGAUGACCUCAUACAAAUGACAAUAAGGACUCAGUUUGAAGAUUGUACGGUGUUAACAAUCGCACACAGACUGAACACAAUAAUGGACUACACCAGGGUUCUGGUUCUAGAUAAAGGUCAAAUUGCAGAAUUUGAUACUCCAACAAAUCUUAUCGCUGCAAGAGGUAUAUUUUAUGGAAUGGCAAAGGAUGCUGGAUUAGCAUAAAUAUAAUCUGUUUUUAUAUGAUUUUUUUUUUUAAAGUGAACUUUUUUUUACAAUGUACAUAAAACUUGUUUAUUUUUACACGUAAACUCCAACAGUAAUCAUAUUAUAUGACUAUAAACUAUUUUGUAAAUUUUAUUUUCAGAAAAGAACUAAACAGAAUUUAUUUGCUUGCAUGUUUAUACUGGAUAUGUUUUUGCAAACCAAGGCCAAAUAAAUUAUAUUCACUUUCUUAA